GGGAUGGAGGGAGAGUUGAUAAAGUCAGUCUCACAGAGUUCAGACUCUCACUUCUGCCCCGCCCUUGUCCUGCAGACUCACCGCCACGUGUCGUAGCUCGCCCACAGCGCCCCCGCCUGCAGACAUGUGUGAUGAUGAGGAGAGCACUGCUCUGGUCUGUGAUAACGGAUCAGGUCUGUGUAAGGCCGGCUUCGCUGGAGAUGAUGCCCCACGAGCUGUCUUCCCCUCCAUAGUGGGCCGACCACGCCACCAGGGAGUGAUGGUGGGCAUGGGGCAGAAGGACAGCUACGUAGGAGAUGAGGCUCAGAGUAAACGAGGAAUCCUGACGCUGAAAUAUCCCAUCGAACACGGAAUCAUCACCAACUGGGACGACAUGGAGAAGAUCUGGCACCACUCGUUUUACAACGAGCUGCGAGUGGCUCCAGAGGAACAUCCCACGCUGCUCACGGAGGCGCCGCUCAACCCCAAAGCUAACCGCGAGAAGAUGACCCAGAUCAUGUUCGAGACCUUUAACGUUCCCGCCAUGUACGUGGCCAUCCAGGCCGUCCUGUCUCUGUACGCCUCAGGACGCACCACAGGUAUCGUGCUGGACUCUGGCGACGGCGUGACCCACAACGUGCCGAUCUACGAGGGUUACGCUCUGCCUCACGCCAUCAUGAGGUUGGACCUGGCGGGCCGUGACCUCACUGACUACCUCAUGAAGAUCCUGACGGAGCGCGGCUACAGCUUCGUUACCACGGCGGAGAGGGAGAUCGUGCGGGACAUCAAGGAGAAGCUAUGCUACGUAGCUCUGGACUUUGAGAACGAAAUGGCGACCGCGGCGACCUCAUCAUCGCUGGAGAAGAGCUACGAGCUGCCGGACGGACAGGUCAUCACCAUCGGCAACGAGAGGUUUCGCUGCCCAGAGACGCUGUUCCAGCCGUCCUUCAUCGGCAUGGAGUCAGCAGGGAUCCACGAGACGACCUACAACAGCAUCAUGAAGUGUGACAUCGACAUCCGUAAAGACCUGUACGCCAACAACGUGCUGUCUGGGGGGACCACCAUGUACCCCGGCAUCGCCGACCGCAUGCAGAAGGAGAUCACCGCGCUGGCGCCCAGCACCAUGAAGAUCAAGAUCAUCGCCCCCCCAGAGAGGAAGUACUCGGUGUGGAUCGGUGGCUCCAUCCUCGCCUCCCUCUCCACCUUCCAGCAGAUGUGGAUCAGCAAGCAGGAGUACGACGAGGCCGGGCCGUCUAUCGUCCACCGCAAGUGCUUCUAGAAACCCCCGCAGACCCACCCACCCCCCCCCCACGCCAUCUUACCCUAGCAACAACAGAUCCCCAAAAAACACCUCUGCAGCAGAAAGCAACCCAGGGUCUCUGGUGUUUAGGAAGAUGCUAAAGAAAUGUUUUAUUUUGAAAAGCUAAAAGUCAAAAGGGGAAGUGAUGUCGCCAGGGCUUUAAAUCAACGCUAGGGGUGCACGAUAGGUCGGUUUUAAUCUUCAACGUGAGAUCAACUGGUGGCAGUUAACACAUGGACACGUCAUCUCUAAAGACACUCCCGCAUUUAUCGUGUUUAUUCAAAGAAAAUAUCAGCUGUCGUUCAGUUUUUAGUGCUGCCUUUUAUAUUCAAUCCAAAGUUAAAUCUGUUAAAUAAAAGAAAGUUAGAAAUGAUUUCCUGUCAUUAGUUUUAAACUCAACAAGCAGUUUAUUGUAUUUUAGCAGCAGAACUGAGAACACUUUAAUAUCUGCUUAUUUAUCGCCAUAUUUAACAACGUUAUGGUCUGUUUUUCUCGUAGCGUGCAGCUCUAGCUGAAAACACGCCAACCCAAGAAAUGGGGGUAAAAACGGGAAACAUUAUAAAGUUAUUAGCCAGUUUGUCCGGUGAUGAAUAAAGUGAAUAACUCAGCAUCUGUUUGGAUCGGCCGGCUGCAGAAAUGGUUCCAGAUUGGUCUGUUUCCCGCCAAGAAAUCUGGGCAUUUUGUGUGUAAUCUUUGUGGCCAACACUGCUCGUAGCUUUACAUCUAAUACUACAUUUCCCAUGAACACCAGCAACCCAUAGGCUAAGUGUCAGCGCAGGGUAUUGAUUACGAGCUACGCUAAAACGGAGACGAAACGGUGGAGAACGGCGGGAAACAAAUAGGAUUGGGUACGUACGCAACCGGUAGGAAUCGGACCGGGAUAGAACGCAACUUUUGGUUCCUCAUUUCGGUUCCACUUAAUGUAUGGACUGAAAUAUUUUCCCUCGGUCGCUCCAAAAUGGACGUAGAAAUCUCAACCUUUCUCUGUAGUCUACCGUUAGCUAGCUACCGUGAAUGUAGGCGACUUUUAAAAUGCCUUAUUUCCCAUCCGGGUUCACCAAAACAGACGUAAAAGCCUUUCUUUGAUGUCAUUUUUCAGUUUUUCAAGAAUCGGUUCGGCAGUUAAGUUAGGAAAAUAAACAAACUUUUACUAACUUUAAAAUGUGUCAAAAGUGUCCGAAAACUGAAAGAAACAUCGGAAGAAAUGUUGAAACAAACGUCAAAUUUUAAGCGACAAAAAACAUCGAGGGAAAUGUUGAAGAAAGCAACAAACAGUGGAAAAAAGGCGGGAAAACAGCAGAAAAAAUGGCAGGAAACUAAACCAGAGCAGCUGAAAGUAAACAAACCAUCGUGCAGCCAGCAGAGAAUCUGAUUGGCCAGUUAAGAGUCUGCGAGCUGUGUUGGCUAACGACCCAGAGAGCUGAUUUAAAGCCCAGGAUGUUGCCCCCCCACCCCCCCCCCCCCCCUGCUCACCUGAAAGCUGUGAAUGUGGCUCUUUGUCCUCCAUCUUUUAAACCUCCACUCCCUCUCUUCUCCCCUCCAUCUGCCAUGUUGGUUACGUUUGUUUUGAUUUUUUUAAAGAAUAAAAGCUUUGAUGUUAUGUGUUUCCCCCCUUAUCUUCACGCAGCGUAAUGAUGAUGUCACAGCUGUUGAACUCUGGGUAAAACCGGUCGAGUUGUGUGAUGGAAGUGACAGAAAGACGAAUAAAGAAGCUCUGAAACCAGA
This is a messenger RNA of Perca flavescens (yellow perch), 3004 nucleotides long. RefSeq names its product actin alpha 2, smooth muscle (gene acta2). The record is from RefSeq and is a predicted model, not a curated record. The coding region runs from base 125 to 1258 and encodes 377 amino acids. The transcript is spliced from 9 exons. Lineage: Eukaryota; Metazoa; Chordata; Actinopteri; Perciformes; Percidae.